GCCCGAUGCCCUGCGCCGUUUGAGGCGCCGCGAGAAUCGCGCUUUAAAAGCUUGUUAACAUAUUUUAAAAAGCGCUAAUCGCACUAGUGGAGAAAACUGCCACGCCGAGAUAAAGCCCCAUUUUCCUGCUGUGCUUGUUCUCUGCACGCGUGCAGCGCUUAAUGUGAGGGGAUUCGGAGCCGGGACUGCCCGUCAGGAAUGGUCAAUAAUGGUUUCCGCAAGGCAGUUGGCAGACUUUGGCUAUAAGGCUUUUUCGGGUUCCAUGAUGCUCCUGACGCUGUAUGGCGGCUACCUCUGCAGUGUCAGAGCAUAUCAUUAUUUUCAGCGCCAAAGUCUCCUGAAGCAACCCGAGCAGGAGCAGAUGCAUGCAGAUGCCGUCAAGGAUUGAAGAUUGUCUGUGUACGACUGUUUGAUUCUGACUAGAUUAAUGUCAGAAAGCAACGCCAUGAGAAUCUGCUGCAAAGAAUGGGCAUUUCAGGCUGUGAUGUUAAAAAGGGUCGAAACAUCAGUGUGAUCAGUUAUUCAAGCAUUCUGUGUACAGCUUCUCUCCUUGUUUCUGUAAAUAGAUACUGAUUAAUUAUAAAAUAUAUAUUCACAGAA
Messenger RNA from Eublepharis macularius, 600 nucleotides. RefSeq names its product cytochrome c oxidase assembly protein COX14. The transcript has 2 exons. The record is from RefSeq and is a predicted model, not a curated record. Gene Ontology annotation, biological process: mitochondrial respiratory chain complex IV assembly. Bases 209 to 388 code for a protein of 59 amino acids. NCBI's taxonomy places the organism in Eukaryota, Metazoa, Chordata, Lepidosauria, Squamata, Eublepharidae. Gene Ontology annotation, cellular component: mitochondrion.